GUCUAAGAAAUCAUCACCCAAUCAAUAUGAAGUGCAUCGCCAUCAUUUCCACCAUCUGCCUGCUGGCCGCUUGCGUUGCCGCCAAUCAGCAGAACCCGAUGUUGGGUUCGUCCUAUGGAGGUGGCUACGGCGCACCGGCCGCUGCUUCGUCGUAUGCCGCUCCAGCUGCUCCAUCGUAUGCCGCUCCUGCUGCUCCAUCCUACGCUGCCGCCCCGGCCUCGAUCCCAGCCCCUCCUUGCCCCAAGAACUACCUGUUCAGCUGCCAGCCCAACCUGGCCCCAGUACCAUGCAGUGCUCCAGCCCCCAGCUACGGAUCUGCCGGUGCCUACUCGCAGUACGCCCCCGUCUACGCUCAGCAGCCCAUCCAGUGGUAAAUUGAUUAAUAGAAGCCACCGACCCAUAUGGAACUUUAACAGCAAUAAUUGAAAAAAUAAAAAAAUAUAUUUAUGAUCAUGCAUAACA
Drosophila rhopaloa is the source of this 462-nucleotide messenger RNA. RefSeq names its product vitelline membrane protein Vm34Ca-like. The record is from RefSeq and is a predicted model, not a curated record. Bases 27 to 374 code for a protein of 115 amino acids. Lineage: Eukaryota; Metazoa; Arthropoda; Insecta; Diptera; Drosophilidae. The transcript has a single exon.